CGAAUUCCUUCCUGCGUAGUAAUUUACUGCGCAACUCGAUUCUCAUGACGUAUUAAUAUUGUGCUUGAAACAAGGAUUCAAAUGUUGCGAUCAAAUUUUAAUAAAACGAUCUUUUUCAACAACAAGCAUGUGAUCAGAACUAAAUAAAAUGUUUAUUACGUUUAUAAAUAUAUGUUAAAAAAUAUCUUCAAUUUAUGAAAAGGAGAUAAUUAAAAAUAGAAAAAAAAAAAGAUAAAACAUAAGUACCGCGAAUUGAAUUAGAAUUCAAAUCUCCUUCUCCCUUGUGAAUAUUUUAUAUUAACCUACUUUUCUCUACUAACUUUUAAAAAACAAUAACACACACGCAUAUUCUAUAAUAUAAUAAUUUUGUUCAAUUUGCCAUAGGAAUGACGAUCGAGGUCGAAUAGAUAUAUUUCUGAUUUCAAAGUGCUAAUGUCAAUUCAUUAUCUUUCUCUACAUAUAUACAUAUGAACGAUAAAUGGCAUUUCGUGAAUAAUUACGUUCUAUGAGAUGUGGCUCUUAAAAGGGACACGCGAACGGAUUAUUAAUCGUAAAAUCUCGUUUUCAGCUUACGAGAUAUAUUUACGAGAUCAUUAUUAAUUUUAACGAAUAAAAGUGUCUUCAAAAGGAAAAACUGAAAACUGGACGCUAACAGCGUUCAAACAGUAACCUUAUUGAGAAAAUUUUAUCUACCCUGUUUAUGGUGUUUCUUUCUUUGCUCUUAUAUAUUCGAAAAAGAGGAGUGCAUGCACCAGUUGCCCACGAAGAAUGAGAACGGAUGCGUUUCUUGCUACUAUAUUAAAUAUUAUUUGGAUAGAGGAGAUUCGAACGUUUAUCAAAACGCGCCAAAAAUUAAUUUAGAAAAUUCUUAUACUUUGUGGAAAGCUGAGAAAAAUUCCGAGACGAAGCUCGCAAGACGUACCAACGGUUACACCCAAACUUCUAGAAAACGUAAAGGAAAACGUGCAAAUUUUAAUAAAGGAGGUACGGCUCGUUUAAAGUGCAGAGAGGGCACGUUUCGCGUGCAUAAAAUUUAUGGAGAUGGAAACUGCAUGUUCCGUGCGCUCAGCUAUAUUCUUUGGCAAAAUGAAGAUGAACAUCAAUAUUUGCGUAACAUGGUUGCUAAAUAUAUAAAGAAUAAUUGGCACGAGUAUGGUCCUUUCGUAAUGGCCGAGUGGAAUAUAUCACAUCCUGAAGAAUAUUAUGAGCACAUGAGAAUGGUUGGGACGUUUGCAAGCGAACUUGAAUGCACGGUAGCAACAAAGCUUCAUCAUAUGAAUCUCUCCAUCUAUCGUGAGAUUGAAGGCAAGGAUGAAUUGGAACGUGUUUUCCACAGUCAUGUUGACUAUUAUUACGAGACUGCCAGAUUGCUCUUCACCGGACUUUCGGAAAGCGGUCAUUACGAUGUUUUACUCAACGAUUAACUAUAUAUUUUCUUUUUAGAGAAUUCUUCUUUUUUAUUAUUACAUAUAUAUAUGUAUGUGUGUGUAUAUGUGUGCGUGUGUGAAAAAGGGAAAAUAAAAUAUUUUCU
Vespula pensylvanica (western yellowjacket) is the source of this 1531-nucleotide messenger RNA. Its product is annotated as OVARIAN TUMOR DOMAIN-containing deubiquitinating enzyme 9-like. Lineage: Eukaryota; Metazoa; Arthropoda; Insecta; Hymenoptera; Vespidae. The coding region runs from base 747 to 1424 and encodes 225 amino acids. The record is from RefSeq and is a predicted model, not a curated record. Gene Ontology annotation, biological process: protein deubiquitination. The transcript has 4 exons. Gene Ontology annotation, molecular function: cysteine-type deubiquitinase activity.